UUAUGAUAUGCAUGAUUAUGGUUCCACAGGACAGUGACUUUUAUUAUUUGCUGUUAAUUUAAUUGUGAUCUGGUCUAAUUGGAUUUAGAGCAGCCAGGUUUCCCCAACGCUUCACCUUCUUUACCUGCACAUCUAUCUAUUAUUUAUCUGGCUGAAUGUGAAGUGUCUUGUCUGGAGUUAAACAUUUAUAUAUAGAUCACUGGGGAGAGAUAUAUUUGGCUGUACCUCUGACGUUUACUCUGUAUUUACCACGGGAAAUAUGCUGAGCUCCAAAGCUUCUUUGUGUCAAAACUGGAAACAUGAUUUUACUCUGGGAAUAUAAAACUUUAUUUUGGGAGUCUUAAUUAACUUGUGAAUUAUUUUCCUGGAUCCAAAAUGUCAUCUCUCUCUGAGACAUUACUGGCAAAGGCUUUAUAUGACAACUUAGCAGAGACCCCUGAUGAGCUGGCCUUCAAACGUGGGGAUGUCCUGACCGUGCUAGAACAGGACUUCAAUGGAUUGGAGGGGUGGUGGUUCUGUUCCCUCCGGGGUAAACAGGGGAUCGCUCCAGGAAACAGGCUCAAAAUGUUGUCAGGGAUGACUGAAAAUGGACAUCCAGAAAACCUGUACCAAACGCCACCAUCGUCCAACAAGAAUUGGCAUCGCAGGAGUUGGGAUGUCAGUCAUAAUCAGGUUGUGACUCCAGUAAGACAAGGAGAUAUUUUCCAAUUCAACACACCACCACAACAUGACUAUGAUGUUCCUCCAGUAAGACACAGUCGUGGAAAUUCUGUAGACAGGACAAUUCCUGAAAUGAGCUAUGAUACCCCUCCCUCAGUGAAAAACAAUGCUGAAAUAAACAUGCCAGGAUACUCUGUAUAUGAUACACCCCCAUCUGCUCAGAAGGAUGGGAGAAGUAUGUCAUGCAAUUCUGGAGGUGAUGAUGUGUAUGAUGUUCCUCAACCAUCAUCCAACAGAUCAAGUAUUGUGUCCAACAUUUCUCAUUUGUCAAACGAGUCUACCAUGACAGUUUCAACCAGCAGUGCUUCAAACAAAAGUCGAGGAGGAAAGAAUUCAGGUGCACACAGUUCUUGUGAUUCUGCCCGAUCGAGUAUGGACAUCACCCCACAGGACUUUUACGAUGUUCCACCAUCACAGUCCUCAGCUGUGUAUCACCUGAAGCAGCCGUCUGCUGAUUCUGGUUUAGAUCUGUAUGAUUCUCCACCCAAAUUGCGGGCUAUGCUAGAAGAGCUACAAGACUAUGAUGUGCCAAAAUCUGAAUCUCCUGCAAAGAAACAGAAAGAACCAGAAGGAGAAUUUAUUAGAAUUGGUGAAAAUGCAUAUGACAUUCCUGAUGGAAAAUCCAUUGAACAUGACAUUGAUGAUGUGUAUGAUGUUCCAAAAAAUAACACUCUAGUGAGGAAAGGAGAAAAAUCUAUUUUACAUAAAACAGAGGAAAAUUCAAAACCAGAUCAGUUGGAGCUAACAAAAUGUGAAGGGUCUGGUGGUGUGUAUGACAUUCCUCCACAAGUUACCCGUGAUUCAAUUCUGUCAUCCAAAUCGGAUUCAUCGGACAGUACAGAUGGACAGAGAGUGUCUGGAUGUAGUCUUGGAUCCAGGGAUUCUGAUAUUCCCAUCUAUGAUGAACUUCCUCUGGAUCUGGAUGCUGCUAUGGAUCUCAUGGUGAAGCUUCAGCAGGAUGUUCAGAAAUCUACAACUAAAUUAUGCAGCUUUGUGAGUAGCAACUGGAGAAAACGAGAAAAUCUGGAAUCCAAACUUUAUGGAAUCAAAAUUGCCUGCAAUGGUGUUAAACAGACUUUUGAGGAAUUCUUGGAUUUUGCACAAGGAACACUUGCGAACUCAGCACGUCUUCCAGAUAGAAAACUCAUUCAUAAACUUCACAAACAGUUAAAUCCACUACAACAGACUCUGUUACAAAUCAAAAUUUGCAUCACUAACCUGGAUGAGAACAAUUGGCAAGUUUCAAGACUUGUGUCUGACGAUCCUGCCAAAAAUGAUGACUUGGGAAAAAUUGCAAAUAGUGCAAAAGAUCUAACAAUAGAUGUCCGAAAAUUAGUGUCCAUCAUUCAUGGGAAUUCUUCACUCCUCUUCAAGCGAGCUAAAGAUGGCACUCCGUUAAAAGGAGAUGGCCCAUCAGAAUCCUUCAACACUCCUUCAUCAAAACCACCACUGAGACCAAAACCAACCAUGACCCCCAAAACAGCAUUGACUCCUGAGAGAGUGUCUGAUGUCCAACAAAGACCAUUACCACAGCCUCCAGGUAAGGAGAGGCCUCUCCCACCCACACCAAUUAAGGUGACCACUGCUUCCUCAGUGGAGGGAUUGACCAAACCUGUACCGGACACCAGUGCCGAGACCAAGCACCUGUCUGGAGAGCUAAAAAAUCUUUCCAUUGAUGCCAAGGAACAGAAAACUUACAAUGAUGAAGACAUUGCUGAUGAAUAUGAUUAUGUUGCUUUGGAGGCAAAAGAUGGAGAAGAACAUCAGAAAAAUCUGAAAAUGGAGAUUGAGCAGGAAAAAAGAAAAGCAGUGAUUCAUGAGGACUUGGAUGACAAACCAGUGAAAGAAUCAGCUGUACCUGAAUUAUGUCCACUGAAAUCUUUGACAGACAUUCAGAAUUCUCUUUGUGAGGACCAGGAAGCUUGUGAUGAAAUGGAGAGUGUGAAAACUCCAGUGAACAGGACGUUUGUGAUUGAUCCCGCUAAAUGUAUACCCAACAUGAUUAAGCUGGACCCUAAUGAUAAACAAGUGUUGAACUUUUACUCAGGACAGCUGGACACUCACACGACCUUACUUAACAAUGCAAUAGACGCUUUCUUCAACUGCAUCGAGUGUGGCCAGGGACCCAAAAUAUUCAUAUCGCACAGUAAAUUUGUGGUUGUGUCUGCUCACAAACUAGUGUACAUUGGUGAUAAUUUGCAUCGAAAUCUCAUGCACAAUGAAGUAAAAACUAAAAUUAUGCACUGCGCAAAUCACUUGUGUGAUGCACUGAAAUUGACAGUGAAAGCAACUAAAACAGCUGCACUGCAGUACCCCUCUGUUCCAGUGGUACAGGAAAUGGUGGACCGAGUGGUGGACGUUUCACAUGCUGCAUAUGAACUCAAGACUGUGAUUGGACAAGCUUCAGCAUUGUAAACUAUACAUAUGUAGUUCAAAUAAUUAAGUGCUUUAUAUUUUUUGUUGAUAAUUUAUUUUUAAAAAAUUGACAGAUAAUUCUUUUUACCUCAUUUGAGGUAAUAUAUUUGCUACUGAUGUACAAAUUUAGCAGCAUAUAGAUUAUGAAGUGAUUUUUUUUUGUCUUGUUCUUCAAAUUUUUCAUGGACGACAUCCAAAUUUUCUUGUACAAAAAAAAGGUUGUGCUGUAUAUAAAUGUUUUAUGAAUUUGGUAGCACUUCUUGUAAGUGUUUGCACCAUAAAUAAUAUCAAAUGAUCUCAUCCCUUUGGAUAUGGUGCUCAGAACAAAAUCAUCUUUUUUUGUUUCCCAGUUGAAAUAUUAGUAGCAAAUAUUGUAUUUUUCUAUGUGAAUUAUGAAUGCACAUUGUCACCUUGCCAAAAAAAAAAAAGGAAACCACACUCUAAGGGAAAUUACUCUGGUAUUGCACAAUAUUUGUAUUGCAGAUGUGCCUUAGAAUCAUCAUGUACAGAUUGCAGCAUUGUAAUUUUUUGUAGAGAUAUGCAAAUCUUAAAAUUUAUUAUUAGUAUAAAUUAAAAUGUCAGAAAACAAAUAACUGAUUGUGUUCAACUUCACUCCUAUUUUCUUAAUUUUUUUCUUUUUGAAUACACUCUGUGACUUUUUUUUGUUAAUUUCAUCUUUUAUAAUACUAUAAUUGUAUUGUACAGAAAGUGACAAUAUACCAAACAAUUCAUAACCUGAAGAACCAAUUUACCCCAAACUGUCACUUGCUCACUUAUUUCAGUAACUACUAGGGAGUAUAUUUAGGUUACCAGGACGACACACACCAAUCUCCUUGUGGUUAGAGAAAUAGUUUGAAUGUUGUUGAAAGGGAGAGAAGUGUGGGAAUUCAUUGUAAUCCACUGUCUGUAUGUGGUCUUACAAAGCAAUAAAACAAAUUAUCUAUA
Molecule: messenger RNA, 4080 nt
Organism: Saccostrea echinata
Lineage: Eukaryota; Metazoa; Mollusca; Bivalvia; Ostreida; Ostreidae
Product: breast cancer anti-estrogen resistance protein 1-like
Exons: 3
Coding region: 376-3135 (919 amino acids)
Biological process (GO): cell surface receptor protein tyrosine kinase signaling pathway; cell migration
Cellular component (GO): plasma membrane; cytoplasm
Molecular function (GO): protein binding
Source: RefSeq, a predicted model, not a curated record